Culicoides brevitarsis is the source of this 1038-nucleotide messenger RNA. RefSeq names its product retinaldehyde-binding protein 1-like. Gene Ontology annotation, cellular component: membrane. Gene Ontology annotation, molecular function: phosphatidylinositol bisphosphate binding. The record is from RefSeq and is a predicted model, not a curated record. NCBI's taxonomy places the organism in Eukaryota, Metazoa, Arthropoda, Insecta, Diptera, Ceratopogonidae. The transcript has 3 exons. Bases 1 to 996 code for a protein of 331 amino acids.
AUGCACAAAAGUCUUACAACAAUUGAUAAUUAUGAAUUCUUGCUGUCGAAUGAGUUAAGGAAAUUCUCGGAGGACGAACUUCGAGAAACAGAAGAUAGACGAACGCAAGCUAUAAAAGCACUUCGCGAAUGGAUAAUGUCCAAUUCACGCAUAGAUUUGGCACGAAUGGAUGCGAAAUUUCUCUUGCGCUUUCUGCGAGCUAAGAAAUUCAAUGUUGCAAUGGCUCAAGAUAACUUGGAACGGUUCAUCUUGCUAAGAAACGCACGUGAAGGUAUGGUUUUUCACGAUUUAGAUCAUCUGCUGCCCAGAAUGGUUGAAUUAUUAGACCUGGGACAUAUUUUUGUCUUGCCAGGGAGGGACGAUUUCAAUAGAAGAAUCAUCUUUUACAGGCCAGGUGUUUUUGAUCCUUCUAAAUACAUUAACUUGGACAUGAUCAAAAUUUUUGGCAUUUGCUAUGAAACUCUGAUGGAAGAUGAGGAGAAUCAAAUUCGCGGUUUUGUGCAUGUAGUUGACUGUGCCGGACUAGGUUUGAAGCACAUGACGUUGUUUACGCCAAAGGAAGCUGUUCGCAUUGUAAAGAACGGAGAACGAAUAAUUCCUAUGAGACACAAAACCGUUAUUGCAUUCAAUUUAAGUCCUUCUAUCAAGUUUGCUGUUGAUUUCGGUAUGGCACUAAUAAGUGAGAAAAUGAGAAAGAGGAUAAAUAUCUACAAAGAUAUUGACGAAUGUGACAAAAUUGCACGAGAUUUACUACCAGCGGAGUACGGGGGGAAAAUUCCGAUGAAACAAAUGAUUGAAUCAUGGAAAAAUGAGCUAGCAGUUAAACGUGAUCUAAUCUUGCUUCACGACAAAAUGCAGGUGAAAUUGGAUCUUUACACUGAAGGAGAACGAGAGGGAGCACUGAGUGCUCUUAAAAAACCUUUGGGAUUUAAUGAUGAGUCGACAAAUUCAAUGUAUGGCACACAGGGCAGUUUUCGUAAACUUGAAGUAGAUUAAAUUUAGAAUUAUGUCAAAAUUAGAAUAAAGGGUACUUACAUU